AUGGAGCCCGUGUCGCUGCAGGACUUCGUGUGCGCCCUGGACCCCGCCUCCCUCCCGCGUGUGCUGCGGGUCUGCUCGGGUGUCUACUUCCAGGGCUCCAUCUACGAGAUCUCUGGGAAUGAGUGCUGCCUCUCCACAGGAGACCUGAUCAAGGUCACCUGUGUUCGCCUCCAGAAGGUGGUCUGCGAGAACCCGGGGACGGGCCAGACCAUGGAGCUCACUCCCAACUUCCAGGGCAACUUCAGCCCCCUCACUGGCCCCCAGAGCUAUGGAACCCUGGAGGAGCUGGUCUCUGCUGCAACCCAGAGCUCCAAACAGCUGCCCAUCUGCUUCAUGUCGACCCACAGAAUCACCACCAAGGCCAGGGUGGUGCCUCAGGAGCAGCCCCUCAAGCUUGAGGCUGUGGAAAUGCACCGCGGGACCUGCUGUGCCCGCUGUGUGCUGGGCACCGGGGCCCAGCAGGUGCUUCUGCACCUGCCCCUGUCCCAGAAGGGGCCCUUCUGGGAACUGGAGCCUGGGCCCCCUCGGACUCUGCUCCAGGUGCUGCAGGACCCGGCCCUGAGGGACGCCAUCCUCACCUGCCCCGCCCUCCCCUGGAGCUCCCUGACCCUGAUGCCCCAGUAUGAGGUUGAAGCCAUCAUGCACUUGCGCAGGACCAUCGUCAAGAUCCCCUCUACCCUGGAGGUUGACGUGGAGGAUAUCACCGCCUCCUCUCAGCACAUCCACUUCAUGCAACCGCUGCUGCUGAGCGAGGCCCUGGCCCGGGGAGGCCCCUUCCCCCUGCCCACAGAGAUCCUGGAAGUCCCAGAGGGGCCCCCCAUCUUCCUCAGCCCGUGGCUGAGCUCCUUACAGAAGGGCCAGAGGCUCUGCAUCUAUGGCCUGGCCUCGCCACCCUGGCGGUUCCUGGCCUCAACCAAGGGCCGGAAAGUACCCAGACACUUCAUGAUCUCCGGGGCCUACCAGGGCAAGCUGCGGCGGCGGCCGAGAGAGUUCCCCACAGCCUACGACCUCCUGGGUGCUCUCCAGCCAGGCCAGCCACUCCGGGUAGUGGCCACAAAGGACUGUGAAGGAGACGGGUUGGAGAACCCCGGGUUCACGUCCCUGGCCAUGGGAGACAGGCUGGAGGUGUUGGGGUCUGGCCAGGCCCUUGGGGUUCAAGAGAGGGACAUAGACGUCCUGGUGUGUCAGCGGCUGAGUGACCAGCCUGGGGAGGAAGAGUGUGAAGAGGAAGAGGACCAAGAACAGAUUCUGCUGCCCCUCUACUUCUCUGGCGGCUUCGUGGAAGAGUUGGGUGAUGGUCGGCGCUACAGCCUGCAGGAUCUGAUUGCCCAGUUCUCACUGCCCUGUGAGGUCAAGGUGGUAGCCAAGGACGCCAGCCACCCUGAUGACCCUCUGCCCUCCUUCCUGGGCCUGCGGCUGGAGGAGAAGAUCAUGGAACCCUUCUUGGUGGUCAGCCUGGACUCCAACCCUGAGAUGUGCUUCGAGGUCCCUCCCCGGUGGCUGGACCUGACUGUCGUGGAAGCUGAGGGGCAGCCAAGCCAGCCGGCUGGGCCCCUCCCCGUAGUCCCAGUGGAGGAGCUGACAGAGGCCUUCUAUUAUCGCCUUCGGAAGUCACCGGCCUUUGAGGGUCAAGCUCCUCCGCCCAGGCCUCCGAAAAGUAAGGGCCUCAGUGGGCAGAAGCAGCAGGUCAGCAAGGCGAAAGGCGUCAAGUCUUCUGAAGCCUUCGAAUUGCAGGAACCACCUCUGCUGCCUACACCCAGGAGGAAGACCUUGCGAGAGGUCACCAAGGACAGCUGCAAUUUAUACAGUGAGACUCCUGGUCACAAGAAGGGUCUCAGGCCCACUAAGCCCAUCACUCAGGAUACAGAUGAACAUGAUUAUGAAGAAGUACUUGAGCAGUUUCCGAAAACCCUCUAG
Messenger RNA from Mesoplodon densirostris (Blainville's beaked whale), 1917 nucleotides. It is a transcript of the gene THEMIS2, whose product is annotated as thymocyte selection associated family member 2. The coding region runs from base 1 to 1917 and encodes 638 amino acids. The transcript is spliced from 6 exons. Gene Ontology annotation, biological process: T cell receptor signaling pathway. The record is from RefSeq and is a predicted model, not a curated record. Lineage: Eukaryota; Metazoa; Chordata; Mammalia; Artiodactyla; Ziphiidae.